AUGUUUGGUAGACUUGCUGUGAGAAACGGCGCUCCUCGUUAUGCUAUGCAAGGGUCCCCCCUUAGAGUUGCAGCUCUGGCUCCCCAUUUUUCCAGAAAUGCUGCCAGCACAAGAUUCUAUUCUGACGCCGGUAAGGACGCCAGUAACGAGUCUGGUACAUCUUCGGGAAGUGCUGAUGAUGUGCCCGUGAGUGAGGAGCAACAGAAGAUCAAGGAGCUACAGGAAAAACUUGUGGCUAAGGACAAGGAAAGUGCUGAAUACAAGGACAGACUACUAAGGUCGGUUGCUGAUUUCAGGAACUUGCAGGAAGUGACCAAAAAAGACGUUCAAAAGGCCAAGGACUUUGCGCUACAAAAGUUCGCCAAGGACCUUUUGGACUCUGUGGACAACUUUGGCCACGCUUUGAAUGCCUUCAAGCCCGAAACUUUGAAGGAGUCUAACGAAAUCGCCGAGUUGUACACCGGUGUCAAGAUGACCCGUGAUGUUUUCGAAAAGACCCUCAAGAAGCAUGGGAUUGAGAAACUCGACCCGCUAGGUGAGAAUUUCGACCCCAACAAGCACGAGGCCACUUUCGAGCUUCCUGACCCCAAGAAGGAACCAGGCACCGUUUUCCAUGUUCAGCAGAUCGGUUUCACCCUCAACAACAGAGUUAUCAGACCCGCUAAGGUCGGUAUCGUGAAGGACCCUUCUAACUGA
Messenger RNA from Lachancea sp. 'fantastica', 696 nucleotides. NCBI's taxonomy places the organism in Eukaryota, Fungi, Ascomycota, Saccharomycetes, Saccharomycetales, Saccharomycetaceae. The record is from the annotation of a GenBank genome assembly.